Molecule: messenger RNA, 1482 nt
Organism: Oldenlandia corymbosa var. corymbosa
Lineage: Eukaryota; Viridiplantae; Streptophyta; Magnoliopsida; Gentianales; Rubiaceae
Source: the annotation of a GenBank genome assembly
AUGGCUGCUGCUCAGAGGUAUAUUGCAGACAUUAACGGCUUGAUAAGCACCAAAAGUCCACACUUCAGAAUCGUAGUUCGUGUCAUGUCAAUCUGGAAGAUGUACAUGAAGGCAGAUCAGAAAGAAAUAAAGUCACUUGAACUCAUAUUCAUUGAUGCUCAGGGUGUGAAAAUCCAGGCUACCAUCCCUAAAAGCUUUAUGGACAGCUUUAUCAACUACUUCACAGAAGGCUACCUUCGGCAAAUAGCAUGUUUUGAUCAUGCUUUAAACAUUGUUGGUGAUGUUAUUGGACAUAUUAUUGGUGUUAGUGAGGCGAUCAUUGAUGGGGAUAAGAAGAGGAUAUCUGUGGAGCUUGAGGAUGAAAGGGCUGAUAGGUUAAAGAUCACCCUGUGGAAUGGAAAUGCUGAUGCAAUAUCAGCAAUGAUGGAUGAUCAUCCAGUAAUGCCGGUGGUGUUUAUUGUGCAAUAUGUGAAAUGCAAAAAGUGGAACUCAAGAGCUUCAGUCACCCCUAAUAUGUACAAUGGCAGAAUCUUCCCAAAUGACAUGUCUAUGUCUGCAAUUUCUGAAUACAAAAUAAGAUUGGAGGUUAUUGAGGAUAAAGAUGCAAGUGUCCAGCGGAUUUCUAUACUUUCUAACAUAUCUGGAUACAAUACUUAUGAAGAUUUUGUGAAGGAUGCAUCAAUGUUAACUCUGUCUAAAAUAAAGGAGUUAGAGGAGGUAAUGACAUAUUCAGAAACUUUUCUUCAAAAUCUUAUGUCUAUGUUGAGUUUGAUUGGUGCUAUAGGAUGUAGAGACUGCAACAAGAAGGUCGCAGAAAUAGGUAAAGACACUGAUACCAGGUUCGUAGGAUUGCCUAAAAGUAAUCAAUGUGGGAAGGGGAAAAAGGGCACCAGUGAAAUCAAUGGUGAAGGUAUCAAAAAGUUUCUAUGCAACAAACAUGGUCCUGUUUCUGCUGUUACUCAAAAGUUCAAGAUACAGGCAAUUGUUGUUGAUGGAUCAGGCAGUGGUAUAGUAACCUUAUGGGACAGACAAGUUUACAAUUUAAUUAACAAGAAUAAAUCUGAACUCCUUGAAGAGGAACCAGGAGUUUAUUAUCCAAAUAAGCUAGAAGAACUUAAAGGAAAAAAGUGUUUGUUCAAGCUUGAUGUUUCACAUUUUAAUAUAAGGAACAGGGACAGUGAAAUGUCAGUUGCUAGGGUUAUUACAGAUGCUGCAAUUAUAAAACAGUACCUACAAGCUGUAGCUGAAGAUCUGGAAAUAGAUGCAGAAACCAGUAUUGAAUUUGGCCUCAGUAUGACCCAAACAGAUGAUAGUACUGCAAAGACUGCUGUAUCAUGUACUGGUGAUGUUAAUAUCCAGAAUGCUGAUGUUGGAAAUCCUCUGGAAGAUACUGCUGAUAGUCCCCCACCAAAGAAGUCUAAAUCUACUCAGGAUCCUGAGAGUGUCAAAUCCCACCAGAAUAAAUGCGUCAGGAAAAUCUAA